CUUUCGGCCAAACUUUGAUCAUUACGAUACAUACAGUCAAGUUGUUCUGUGCUCAUUACAGCUCAUAUGAAGCGUCUGCAGGAAAAAAGUUCGGGUGAUGCAAGCCGGCUUUCUGUGUGAAAACAACCAUGAAUAAUACAUCGAUGCGCUCGGAUUCUCUAGUUUUAAACAAAACCCACACCAGCGCCGCCUAUUUAGUAUCAGCUAACUGGACAUGGAUAGACACCUGCUCCACGGUCAUCUGCGUCAGUGGCGUCAUUCUCAACGCCUUCGUACUGUACUUAUACCGCUACCGCGUUCCCAUAAUCACACCGUUCGGCUUCUACGUUAUUAUAUUAGCCAGCGCCCACGUCCUGAAUGGUAUCGUCCGCAGUCAGACUUUCAUGCUAAUUAAGGACAUUCUCCCCGUUCCCUAUGUCCGCCCUUUUUGCGUCGUCAAGCUCCUGAUUCUAACCAUAUUAGCGGCGUUUCUCCUAACCUAUCACGUGGUCAUCUACGCCAACCGUAUCUGGGCGGUGGUACACCCGGUAUCGUAUAGAGAAAAGAUUUCCAAACGUCUCACACUGUGGAUAACCGCUGCGUUGCUGCUGCUGAUUGCGGUGUUUAUUGUACCGGGACGAAUAAUGGACGCUUCGUAUCGUACGGCGUUGAACGAUCAAACAUGCGGAGUUUUCCUCGCAGCGCCUUCAAUGGUGCAGUGGAUGACGGCCGUUAACGCCGCUCUGUAUUUAACCCCGGAAAUCCUCAUCGUGCUGAGUUAUCCCGUGUUCCUGUAUGUAUACCGCCGAAAACGCUGGAUUCUGCGCUCGAAGCGCGUAACUUCGCACGGAACGCCGGAAACGUCGAGUUCGGAAUAUCAGCGCACCAAGAUGCGUCGCUCACAGUCGCUGUUUAUCUUGACGUUGCUGACCAUUAACAUGGUGGUGAUCUGGACGCCAGCGAACAUCUUCUACAUUACACAACUGCGGAUAGCCAGUGCCGCGGUGGCUACGGCCAUCUUAAUUAUGCUGCAGUCGCUACUGGAUCCGCUCAUGUUCCUUGUCGCGCAGCAUGAUCUACGCGCAGCGGCACAUCAGACGAUCGUCGGCCUUCGUCGGUAA
Molecule: messenger RNA, 1100 nt
Organism: Paramacrobiotus metropolitanus
Lineage: Eukaryota; Metazoa; Tardigrada; Eutardigrada; Parachela; Macrobiotidae
Exons: 2
Coding region: 129-1100 (323 amino acids)
Biological process (GO): neuropeptide signaling pathway
Cellular component (GO): membrane
Molecular function (GO): G protein-coupled peptide receptor activity
Source: RefSeq, a predicted model, not a curated record